Messenger RNA from Carassius gibelio (silver crucian carp), 3419 nucleotides. RefSeq names its product transmembrane protein 42-like. The record is from RefSeq and is a predicted model, not a curated record. The transcript is spliced from 3 exons. Bases 74 to 538 code for a protein of 154 amino acids. Lineage: Eukaryota; Metazoa; Chordata; Actinopteri; Cypriniformes; Cyprinidae.
UGCUGAUGAUGGAGUGUUUUCGCUCGCGGUGCUGGAGUUGUGAUGGGUCUUCUGGAGUUCGUAUCUGAUCGUCAUGCUUCCCGGGGUCCUUUACUCGCUGCUGGCGGGUUUUCUCGGCGCGGUCGCGUCUUCCUCCGCCAAACUGUCGCUCGGCACCGACUACCUGAAGGGCGUCUGUGAGACGGGACUGCGCACCUGGGGCGAGCAGAGGAGAUUCACGCACCACCACGACACGAGCGCCUGCGACUGGCUGCACAUCCCUCUCCGACUUCUGUGUGGAGGUCUGCUGUUCACCUGCAACGCUGUGAUGUGGACGUUCCUGGCCAAAGCUCUCCGCAGCUCGUGCUCGUCCACCCGCACCACUGUGACCACCACCGCCUCCAACUUCAUCUCCUCUGCAUUUCUGGGGCAGCUAAUAUUCGGGGAGACGCACAUGGCCCUGUGGUGGGUGGGCAUCUCUCUUACUCUCUCUGGUCUUCUGGUGCUUCAUCACACGUCGCCCAACCUCACCCAAUCACACGACAGCAAGAGAGAAUGAUGUCACGGCGCGUUAACAUUGUUAGAUGAGUUCAGUGUGUUUAAUAAACAUAUCAGAGCCAGGACCACAAAACCAUUAUAGUCAUAAGGGUCAAUUUUACAUUGAUGUAUGUUUUUUUAUGACAAUAUUUAGCUGAGAUAAAACUAUUUGAAAAUCUGGAAUCUGAGGGUGCAAAAUAAAUAAAUAAUUAAGAAAAUCACCUUUAAAGUUGUCCAAAUAAAGUUCUAAGCCAUGCAUAUUACUAAUCAAAAAUUAUGUUUUGAUAUAUUUACAGUAGGAAAUUUACAAAAUAUCUUCAUGGAACAUGAUCUUUACUUAAUAUUCUAAUGAUUGUUGGCAUUAAAGGAAAAUCUAUAAUUUUGACCCACACAAUGCAUUUUUGGCUAUUGAUACAAAUAUACCCCUUAAGACUUCAGACUGGUUUUGUGCAUUAAUAUAAAACAUUAAUAUCAUUGCUUUUCGAACUUUUUAGUAGUUUUCGUUAAUAUUUUGAAAUUCGAGUUUAUUUUCAUAUUUUCGGUUUCCAUUUUAAUUUUAGUUAAAAAUUAAUUUAUUUUAAAUAUGUAUAUUUUUAUUCAUUUUUAUUUAUUUUGCUACUUCAGAUUAAACUAAAUGAAAAUGGAAAAUGAUGCGUUGGCGACUAGCUGAAAUAAAAUAAGCUUAUGUUUGAAUGGUAAAUGGAUUUAGUUAGCUAACCAUGUUUGACUAACAAACAGAUAAAUAAACAAACCAAUAAAUACUUAAAUCAAUAAUAAAUAAUCAAACAAAUACAUAAAUUGAAUUAAAUAAAGUAGUUUUUCACUCUCUGGCCCACAUUUCCAUUUCUAGUUGCAGCAAGUGAUCCUUCAAUCUGACUAUUGUUAUGUUUCAUGCCCACUAUGACAUCACUUCCUUCCAUCUCCAGAGGGUCAGAUAUCGAUUAAAGCUGUGGUUCCUGCAUGCGUUUCCUCCCUUCUCCUGCAGCACUGUGAGCACGACGUGCAAUAAUAACACCAAACCUCUCCAAAUGUUGGCAUUGUACGUUCUCUACCAGAAGCUGCUUUUCCCAAAUAUGCCACAUGACUUAUGCAUGCAAACAUCCAGUGAUGUGAGAGCAAAGACACUUUCUGUAGCUGUAAGAAUGAACACAAACCGAAACCUGUUCUUCAGCCCCACACACGGAAACUUUCCAGGAUGAUGCAAUGCUGGAAAACAAAACAGUUGGUACUCCGUAUUUAACUUUAAGAAAGAUCAUUUAGCUUGUUUGUAAAAAUGUGCACUAUAAGAUCAGUAGCAUGUAUGAAGAAAGAAAGCACCUGGAGUCGGGUUUGAUUUCAUGUUGACUUUCUGCAACAUUGUAGCUCUUUUCCAAACCACCUGGAGCAGGUAGAAACCCUGUUAAAGCACCUGGUUUAUCUGGAUCUUCCAGGACACUUGAGCAGGUUUAGGUCAUUAUUGGAAGGGGCUCAAGGGCGAGGUCAAGGUCUUGUACUUCCUGUGAAUUAUUCUAGUUCUUCCUGUGUUAUGGGUCUCGAUUGAGCGCAUGAACCAGACAGAGACUCAGAGCAGCUUAAUAUGGUAGAUAUUAAUAAAAUAAAAAUGGACCAAAUGCAUUACACAUGUCCACUCGUCCCUGGCAAUGUGAUGCCGUCUGUGUUUAAUGUUGAGAACCUGCAUCCCGCUGUGUUUAUUUAGAAAUAUAAUCACCUGCAAAUAAUGUUUGAGUUUGUCAGAAUUCAUCUGUUGAGGAAUAUACGUUAACUUUCUGUCAACAAACCUCUGAACAAUGAAACUAAAUUUACACUUAAUAACUGCUGUUACCAUAGAAUGUAGUGUGUUGAAAUGUUAAUUAUCAAAGUAUGAAUUAUUUGCCUUUUAUGUGGGCAUUCCUUUUGUGUCUUUAUGAUUAAAAGGAAACAGUUAAGCCCAAAAUAGAAAUGUGCUAAAAAUGUACAGGCCAUCCGAGAUUUGGAUUGUUUGUUUCUUCAUGGUCAAAGAUUUGGAGAAAUGCAGCAUUGCAUCACUUGUUCACCAAUGGAUCCUCUGCAGUGAAUGGGUGCCGUCACAGCUGAUAAAAACAUCACAAUAAUCCACAAGUAAUCCACACCACUCAAGUCCAGCAAUGACUUGUGAAGCCAAAAGCGACAUGUUUGUAAGAAACCCGUCCAUCAAGAAAUUUUAACCAUUGCUUCUUGUUAAAUUAUGAGUCCAUAAUCCAUAAUAACACUUCCUCCAGUGUUCAUAUAGUCCAUCCUGUUGUUUCUCACAUCAAAAUCCACCCACAUAUUUGUUCAGAACUGUUUUGGUUGUAAACAGUGCUUAACAUGGAUAUAACUAAAUUAAAAUAACUUUUCCUCUGGAAAACCAAUUAUUAUGGAUAGAAGAAUUGUAUUUUAGCAAUUAGCUGAAGUUUAAAUGUCUCGAUGGAUUUGUUUCUUAGAAACACACCAUUUUUCUCUUACAUGGAUGAACUGGAGUGCUGGGGAUUAUUGUGAUGCUUUUAUCAGCUGUUUAGACUCAUUCUGACGGCACCCAUCCACUGCUGAGCAAAUGAUGCAAUGCUACAUUUCUACAAAUCUGAUCUGAUAAAGAAACAAACUCAAUGGCCUGAGGGUGAGUAGAUUUUCAGGAAUUGUCAUUUUUGUCUGAACUAUUACUAGAACAAAUGCAUUUAUUUCUAUUUAGCACCAAAUAAGUAAAUAUUAUGCAUUGGGGGCCAGUUUGUACAUUUUUGACUUGGAUUUCAAAUUGCUAUGAUUUGUUACUCAAAGUAAAUGAAAAGAUCAAUUAAAGAAAUUCAACCACCAUGUUAUAAUAAUAUCUGUCUCAUUCAUGUACAGUAGCAAAUGUCAUCCACUUAUGUAACUGUCACUGUAUAAAUAACAGGCCACAUUUAUACAUG